Molecule: messenger RNA, 1482 nt
Organism: Helicoverpa zea (corn earworm)
Lineage: Eukaryota; Metazoa; Arthropoda; Insecta; Lepidoptera; Noctuidae
Gene: NGR-A18
Product: somatostatin receptor type 4-like
Exons: 4
Coding region: 1-1482 (493 amino acids)
Biological process (GO): G protein-coupled receptor signaling pathway
Cellular component (GO): plasma membrane
Molecular function (GO): G protein-coupled receptor activity
Source: RefSeq, a predicted model, not a curated record
AUGGCAUCCCAAAACUCAACUGCGCCAGCGGCGCCGGCCAAUGUCAUCCAAAAUAACGUGUUUGAUGUGGUCGUGGAACUAAUGGCAACGUCUUUAACAACGUAUUAUACGCCUCUGCUUGUUUUACUCGGCAGCAUUGGCAAUAUAAUCUCCAUCUAUGUUUUUUACGCAACCAAGUUACGGCUACAAUCCACCAGCGUGUAUCUGUCUGUGUUAGCUGUGUCAGAUACACUGUUCUUGCUGAAUUUGUUACCUCCGUGGCUCUUGGCAAUGGGAAUUACCGACUUUUUCCAUCGGAAAGGAUUCUGCCAGAUCAUAGUUUAUGGCAGCUACACAUCGUGCUGCUUGAGCGCCUGGCUUGUAGUGGCAUUCACCAUUGAAAGAUUUGUGGCCGUGUUAUAUCCAUUGCGACGGAACAGCAUGUGUACUGUAGCCAGAGCACGUUUCAUCAUUGGGUUACUAGUAUUUUCAUCAAUACUAGUUAAUUUACCAUUAAUCCAACUGGCUUCAUCGUCGAUCAACGAUUGCAACAUAGACUUGAAUUACAUGGAGCACGCGGCCCGAUUCAACUUGGCGGAUACGUUGGUAUCUUUCUCGUUCCCGCUGGGGAUCAUCGUGUUCCUGAACGCUUGGAUCACUGUUGGCGUGUACCGACUGGAGUGCGAGAGACGCGCGCUGCAGGCAGAACAGGCGGCGUGCCCGGCGGAGAGUGGCAGCUCAGGCCGACAGGCAGGGGCGCGCGCGCUGCCGCCGCUUCGCUCGCAACACCGGGUCACGCGAAUGCUGCUCAUUGUAUCGACGGUCUUCGUGGUGCUCAACCUUCCAGCUUACACAAUGCGACUCCUGGCUUAUGCUUAUGAUAUGAGUUCUGGCGAGUACAGCGGCAGAUGGGCAGCACUGCAGCAAUUGGCGUUGAUGUUCUUUAAUACCAACUUCGGCAUUAACUUCUUACUGUACUGCUUGUCCGGUCAAAACUUUCGUCGAGAGCUGUGCCAGUCAAUCCCGUGGCUGCGGAACCGAGUUCGUAGAUUUGAUGACCUGAACCUGACCUGUCGUAAUACUGGCCGAGCGAGCAGUGUUACAAGUGGAGUAGUUUGCAACGUCCAACCAGCAACGGGCCGGCGCCGCUAUAGCUACGCCGCGUACACAGCUUCUUACGUAAGUACCACAGAGGCGUCAUCUAUAAUCGGGGAAAGCAUUGAAAUGGCGAGUGACGGACGACGAAACCGCUCCAAGCCUUACAUCGAACGCUGGACAUUCGACAACAGCCGCGUGCAGAGAGCACAGUCUCAACCACCCGAGGAGAUAGAGAUGCGUGAGCUUCGCCCCAUCAGGACGGCUUCUGUUCCCGAGGUACCAUCCCAAGCGACACAGGAAACACAGGAGGAGACAAGAAAAAUACCAUUCGUCUUGUUCCCUUUCAAGAGAUUCAUGGUACCGCGUAAUAAAAAAUCCGAAAGCACCGGAGACUUGAACGGUUAA